CCCGGACGUGGCACUCGGCAGUGUCCUAUAACCGGAUCAGUGUACAACUAGCACACGUCGGUGUUGCUGUGGCUAAUAUCAGUGCUUCUUUCUUACAGUAUAGUCAGACAUCAUCGAGCAGCUAUGGGGCUCACCAUGUCGUCGAUCUUUGAUAAGUUUUUUGGCAAAAAACAAAUGAGGAUUUUGAUGGUUGGGCUGGAUGCUGCCGGGAAAACAACUAUCUUGUACAAAUUGAAGCUUGGUGAAAUCGUGACCACCAUCCCAACCAUUGGUUUCAAUGUGGAGACGGUAGAAUAUAAAAAUAUCAACUUCACUGUGUGGGAUGUGGGUGGCCAGGACAAGAUCAGACCCCUCUGGAGACAUUACUUCCAGAACACGCAGGGCCUCAUCUUUGUGGUGGACAGCAAUGACCGAGAAAGAGUGGCAGAAUCUUCAGAUGAGCUCAGGAAGAUGUUGACUGAGGAUGAGUUGAAAGACGCUAUUGUGCUGGUGUUUGCUAACAAACAGGACCUUCCCAAUGCCUUAUCAGUCAGCGAACUCACAGACAAGCUUGGCCUACAGACCCUCCACCACAAAAAUUGGCACAUUCAGUCAACCUGCGCAACCCAGGGCACUGGGUUGUAUGAGGGACUUGACUGGCUAUCCAGAGAGUUGUUAAAGACCUAAAGAAGGCUCGGCCUAACGGAGAGAGAUGAGGCUCGACAGGACAGGACAGAAGGCACAGACAUUCAAUCCAGAAACAUUUGUUCUUCCAGAACCAAUGUUCACAAAGAGGAGAAGGCUGGUGGACAAUAUAUAAUCGUCUUUGGGGAAUUUUACUAUCACAUGUUUUUGUUUUUUUCUUUUCUUAUCAUUAACAUUACCUUAUUCUCUGUUGAUAUAGUGUGUUUUCUCCUUCUGUUCCACAACUCUUACAUGGCAACACUUUGUAAUUCCACAUCCAGUUGCCUGAUGAGCAAAUGGCCGUUUAGGGGAAAUUUUAUGAAAACAAAUAAUAAAUGAAGUGAUUGAAGUUUUUUUUUUUUUUUUUUCUUCACCUCUGCUGCUGUCUAGGCAGAAUUUGCAGUAAUUGACCACUUGUAUACUUGUUUGACUUUCUUAUAGCCAUUAUUGAGCUGAACCUUGGGGGAUAGCAUAACUAGAGCUUUGGUGAGGGACGUCAUCUCUACAACUCCUCCUGCUUAUCUCACCCGUUGCUCAUUUCUGUAAAGGCCUGUAGCCCGUAGAAUGAGAUGGACGAGGAUUGCAUUGAUUUUUUUUUUUUUCCAGAUAAAUAGUUAGUUGUGUGGAACCACAUGGCCUCCCAGUAAAUGGAUCCAAAGGGAAUAUUGUGCCUUCUGGUCCCGCUUAACACAAAUCUGACUAAUCCUUUUCAUAUCUCAUUCUGAGGCUAUACUCACUCAUUAGGCGCUUAAGUGACUUGUUUGUUUUUGAAAGACGCUUCCUUUUGUUCUGCAGUGUAAGCUGAGGUGCAGCAGAACCACACUAGUGUGAAUGUACAUUGCUUCUUUACAACUUAACUAUCAACCAGGAUUUCAUACUGUUUACAUCCUUCUAGCCUUUUUUUUUUUUUUUUUUUUGUUAUAUAUAGCCACCAUGCAUGGAAAAGGGAUUUAAUUAGAUUUUUCAUUUCUACUGACACACUAACAGAACAUCUUGUUUCCCUGAAAGGAGGAAGGAAGCACCUUUCCAGUGUUGACACAUGGCCAAUGUCAGUGCGACGCAGUAAAGUAGCAUGUUCUUUUGUUUGAGUUUGUUGUACUGUCUGAAGAGUACUGUAAACUAAAGCAUACCUGCCCCAUUAGUUUAUUUUUGUGUAUACAUUCCAACCCAUGCUUGCAGAUGCUGGAGCUGCCACUCUUAAAAUUAUUCCCAAAAAUUAUUUUACAAAAAAAAAAAGCUCUAAAUAAAGACAACGUUAAAACAAA
This is a messenger RNA of Anarrhichthys ocellatus (wolf-eel), 1928 nucleotides long. RefSeq names its product ADP-ribosylation factor 4. The record is from RefSeq and is a predicted model, not a curated record. Bases 124 to 666 code for a protein of 180 amino acids. The transcript has 6 exons. Gene Ontology annotation, molecular function: GTPase activity; GTP binding. NCBI's taxonomy places the organism in Eukaryota, Metazoa, Chordata, Actinopteri, Perciformes, Anarhichadidae.